This is a messenger RNA of Oncorhynchus mykiss (rainbow trout), 2176 nucleotides long. The record is from RefSeq and is a predicted model, not a curated record. NCBI's taxonomy places the organism in Eukaryota, Metazoa, Chordata, Actinopteri, Salmoniformes, Salmonidae.
AAAGAUAAAAACUAGUUUCAAAUGUUGAAAAUGUUUCACUUGUUGCAAAUGUAUUUCGGUGGUCGAUUGCACCUUUUCAUGUCGUCAUCAAAAAGUGACGAUAUUCCCCGGAAAUAAGGAGAGUUUCAUUAUUUUUUUGCAGAACUGCGUUGAUUGCUGGAAAGAAACAUGUCUGGCAGUUUCUAUUACGUCAUGGUUGGUCAUCAUGACAACCCAGUCUUUGAAAUGGAGUUCUUGCCUGCUGGUAAAGCUGAGUCAAAGGAUGACCACCGGCAUCUGAACCAGUUCAUUGCACAUGCAGCUCUCGACUUGGUGGAUGAAAACAUGUGGCUGUCUAACAACAUGUACCUGAAGACUGUGGACAAGUUCAACGAGUGGUUUGUCUCUGCGUUUGUCACCGCAGGACAUAUGAGAUUCAUCAUGCUUCAUGAUGUACGACAAGAAGACGGAAUCAAAAACUUCUUUAAUGAUGUGUAUGAUUUAUACAUUAAGUUUGCAAUGAAUCCUUUUUAUGAAACCAAUGCUCCAAUCCGGUCGACGGCAUUUGACAGAAAAGUGCAGUUCCUUGGAAAGAAGCACCUCUUGAGCUAAUGAACCAACCUGAGUUCUGCACCUUUUUUCAUUUUCUUCAUUGUGUUUGUCAUACACACAUCAUUGGUCUACGAUCACCUGUUGGUCGUGUUUUGAUAAAUUCACUCUUACUUUCUUUAUUCUUACCAACCACAGUAUAAAAGAUAGCAUUGGGAAGUGUUUUAUAAUGAAUUAAUGGCAUGUGUGAGUGUCACCAACAUUUUGUUGCCUAGUUUGAUAGUGACAUGGUCUCUGAGGUCUAGUUUGAUAACAGUGACAUGAUCUCCGAGGUCUAGUUUGAUAAUAGUGACAUGGUCUCUGAGGUCUAGUUUGAUAACAGUGACAUGGUCUCUGAGGUCUAGUUUGAUAACAGUGACAUGGUCUCUGAGGUCUAGUUUGAUAACAGUGACAUGGUCUCUGAGGUCUAGUUUGAUAAUAGUGACAUGGUCUGUAUGAGCUAGACCUUGAAUGAGCGUGGUUAAAACAUGUAUAUUUAAUUUCUGAUGUUUGUGAAAUGUUCUAUGUCUUACUGUCCAGAUUCUCUCAUCAAAACACUUUCCAAAUAAUUCACUAGCGUGCAUGUGUGUGCCUUUGCCAUACAAAGUAAUGGCAGAACAUUUCACUAAUCAUUAAGCAAGUACAAAGACAAACACUCACAUUCUGCGUGUAAAAUAGAGCCUGUAUAUAUGCAGUAAUAUUCACCACACCAGAAAACAUUUCCCAAAUGACUUACUGCUGAAGUCUAACUCUUAACUGAUAUCUUUUUCACAUUUUAACAAAGUGUUUUUCCCCCCUGUAACAGUGGAGACUACAAACAAACGUCUUUAGGAAAGAUCAUUCAUUCAAGGACUGUUUUUAUUCAAAUAGCAUUGGACAACACUGCUAUAGCAAAAUGAUAAAAAAUGAGCAAAGAAAACUGUUCUCAACACUCUAUUUUGUGAGGAUGUACAAUACUGUAAAAUCAAUAAGCAAUGAUUGUUGAAAUCAAAUGUUACUAUUAAAACUAUACUCGUGCGUAAGAAAAUGAAAUUGAUCUCCAUAAAUGUAAAGAACAUUUAACAUACAUGUUAGAUUAAUUAAGAUGCCCAUAGAAACAAAAACAUGGACAGGUACAUACAUUAAACAUGGUUUAGCAUAUCCACCACCAUGACCAAGUUCAUAAUGUAUCACCCAUCUGUUAAUUACAAUUAGCCAAGAUAUCAGAACACUGAGAUUCUGGAAUGGUAAGAACAAGGUUAUGUACUACCUUAUAAUUGGUAGAGAGCAGAAUGUCAUGCAGCAUAAGAACUCUGCUUUAUUCUUUUCAUAUUUAGAAUUUCAGCUCGUCCUGUGCAAGUGUUGAACAUUGUGUUCAUUGUAUAAUGAUAACUCAUUCAUUACGGUACGUUGUGCAGAUAUCGCAAGGCCAGCAAAUUCAGCUACCAGCACCAAUAAUAUUAUAGUGUAAGAAAUCAUAAACCUUCAUUUCUGCUUAGAUUUCCCACUCUCUGUACUAUAAAGUAGUGAUGCUAGAUUAGUGCUUUAACUUUUUCAAAUUAAGAUUGCAUAAAUUACUCUGCUUUGUAUAAACAUUUAAACAUUUGUUGUAAUAAAUAUUAAUAUAUUA